AUAAGAAAAGUUCAAUACUUGUUUGUCGUGGAAAAGGAAAUAAAAAACGAAGUCAAUUGGGGUCCGAAUUUUCUUCUUGUUUGUAUGAUUAACUAAGCAGCCAAAGAAAGAAGUUCCUUUGCCUGAGAGAAUUUUAACACAAGCCAUCUCUCGUUAGGAACAGUUGGGCGUCUAUCAAAUAUCAAGCGGCCAUGGUAGGUGACCUUUGACCCUUGUACUUCCAAACCAUCAUUCGGUUCAUCCCACCGUCUCAUCCUACACUUGAGAAGAGCUUCAAUGGCAGAACACCAUCCUUCAGAUAUUCAAAUCAAUUCCCGGCAAGGUACUGCAAUCCACCCUGUAGAGGCGGAUGGCCAGUCGUUACAAGCAUCAGGUUCAGUUGCUUAUUGGGAAGUCAAGCAAUUCAGGAAAUGGAUACCUUGGUUAAUUCCAUCAUUUGUUAUAGCCAAUAUUGUUAUGUUCAUUAUCACCAUGUCCGUUAAUAACUGCCCUAAGAAUUCAGUCUCUUGUAUUGCUCGAUUCUUGGGUAGAUUCUCUUUCCAGUCCCUAAAAGAAAAUCCUCUGCUUGGACCUUCAUCUCUAACGCUACGGAGGAUGGGUGCACUAGAAGUUAAUAAAGUUGUUCAUGGAAACCAACUAUGGCGUCUUGUUACGUGUAUAUGGUUACAUGCCGGUGUUUUUCAUUUAUUGGCAAAUAUGUUAAGUCUGUUGGUCAUUGGAAUUCGUCUUGAACAAGAAUUCGGAUUUUUACGGAUUGGUUUGCUAUAUGUUAUAUCUGGAUUUGGUGGGAGUCUGUUGUCUUCUCUAUUCAUCCAAUCUAACAUUUCUGUUGGGGCUUCUGGUGCCUUAUUUGGGUUGCUCGGAGGAAUGCUUUCCGAACUCAUCACUAACUGGACGAUAUAUUCUAAUAAGGUUGCAGCUCUUGUUACUCUGUUGGUUAUUAUAGUGAUCAAUUUGGCAGUAGGAAUUCUUCCUCAUGUUGACAAUUUUGCUCAUAUUGGAGGAUUUAUUUCUGGAUUUCUUCUGGGGUUUGUAUUUCUCAUUCGCCCGCAGUUUGGAUGGGUUAGCCAAAGAUAUACUUCUCAAACAAAUUCUUCCUUUGGUGCGAAUCAUAAAUUCAAGAUAUAUCAAUGUGUAUUGUGGAUCGUUUCGCUAAUACUUCUGAUUGCCGGGUUCACCGCUGGUCUGGUUUUACUUCGUCGAGGAUUUGAUGCAAACCGUCAUUGUUCUUGGUGCCAUUAUUUGUCUUGCGUUCCUACUUCAAAAUGGAGCUGUAAUUCAGAAACUACAUACUGUUUGUCCCAGCAAGUAGGUAACCAGUUGAAUCUAACAUGCUCAAGCAACGGCAAAUUCGGGACGUAUAUUCUCCCAAAUGCUUCAAAUUCAGAGAUACAAGAUACUAUAAAGAAGAAGGCUCUGGGAAGCUAAUAAAUGAAGCACAUAUGAACUAUUGGUUUGUCCUUGAAGGCUUGAAUUUAGCGGUGAGUGGAUGGAACAAUGCUUAAAAAUUGUGGGAGAAUAUAGUAGUAGAGAGAAGAAAUUUUAGUUGAACUUACUUGUAAGGCUAUACAAUAAAUAAUAAUAAUAAUAAUAAAACUUACUUCAUGGCCACUUCCAAUGGGGGAUUUCUUCAAACUGAUUCAUCCACUCCACCACCAUCUCUUCCUCCUUGGCUUUCCAACUCCAACGGUGGCUCGUCGCUCCGACCGCCUUCCCCGUCAGUCACCUUAACGUUAUCUUCCCCUACAGUUCCAGCCUACACUCCCAUCCCCUGGUUGCAACAGCCAGACAGAAUGCCAGAAAACAUACCUCUUGUAUUAGGCAAUUUAGCACCUCAAAUGUCAAUGCCAUCAUGUGGUGGUAGCCUCUUUGCUUCCGAGCUCGUCGAGUGCUGCCGAGAGCUCGACGAAGGCCACCGUGCUUGGGCAGCACACAAGAAGGAAACAGCAUGGAGGUUAAGAAGACAAGAGUUGCAAUUGGAGUCGGAGAAGGCGUCUCGGAUUCGACAAAAGAUGGAAGAGGUUGAAGGGAAAGUAAAAGCUCUUAGAGAAGAAGAGAAGAUUGCUUUGGAAAGGAUUGAAGCUGAGUAUAAGGAACAAUUGGCAGGGUUUAGAAAAGAUGCCGAGGCUAAAGAACAAAAGUUGGCUGAGCAAUGGGCUGCUAAACAUAUGAGCCUUACUAAGUUUCUUGAGCAUAUGGGAUGCAGGACUAGAAUUGCUGAGUCAAGUGGGAGGUGAGAAAACCAAUUGCCACAAUUUCAAGUUUUGUGAUUGCCUCUAUGAAUUUCUUCAUGGGAAAUUCUUUCCUUUUCAAUCCCUCUUUUUCUUUAUAUUUUUACUUCCAUUUUGUAUCUAUUGACAUCUGAAAUUAUGCAUCAAUGUCAUCCUAUAUUUGCUUUGUAAUUGAUACUCUUGCAAGCAAAAUGUCAAGUAUUUUUUUUCA
This is a messenger RNA of Cucumis melo (muskmelon), 2442 nucleotides long. Its product is annotated as RHOMBOID-like protein 1. The record is from RefSeq and is a predicted model, not a curated record. Gene Ontology annotation, cellular component: membrane. Lineage: Eukaryota; Viridiplantae; Streptophyta; Magnoliopsida; Cucurbitales; Cucurbitaceae. Gene Ontology annotation, biological process: proteolysis. The transcript is spliced from 8 exons. Bases 277 to 1428 code for a protein of 383 amino acids. Gene Ontology annotation, molecular function: serine-type endopeptidase activity.